UUUCGAUGGAACGAGAACCAUCCAACCGUCCGAGAAGCUCCAACGGCCAGGCGCCCACUUCCAAGCACACAGUCUGUCGUUGUCGGUCGGUCGUUCGCUAGUCGUCCUCAUCGCGUUGUGUCGUGUGUUCCGUGCCAACGUUCUUUUUUUCCUGGGGUGGUGGAUCUGCAUUGCGUGGAAGUUACCGUAAUCGACCUGACCUGUGUCCGCCGCACCCCACACUGGUUGGGAAUAGUGGAUCGCCGGAAGUGUGCGUUUUGAUAUCUGCUAACUAGGACAAGCUCUAUCCCCAGUCCCCGGAAGAAGAAGAAGAAGGAUUACAGAAGAAAUGGCUGUGCUGCAAUCGAUAAUCCUGGCCAGUGUCCUGCUGCUGUCGAUCAUCGUGCAAAAAGGUGAUGCGAUCCGAUGCUUCACGUGCAACAGUGCGGAUGACUCGAUGUGCUCGUACGAUAAGCCUCCGUCGGACAUGCUGGUUGACUGCGACACCCACAAGGAUGGCAACAAGUACACCUUCUGCCGGAAGAUCGUCCAGUCGAUCGAGUUCUCCGUCAACAACCUGCCCCCAGAUACCAGAAUUAUCCGUGGUUGCGGCUGGGAUGAAUCGUCCUACAAGGGCAAGUGCUACCAGCGUUCUGGUUUCGGCGGCCGUCAGGAGGUCUGCGCCUGCUACGAGGACAGCUGCAACGGUGCAUCAUCGGUGCAGGUCACCCUCGGAUUGGUGUUGGCAGCCGCACUUGCAUUCCUAGUUCGUGCUUAAUCCCAUUGAACGACCGUGACGUGUGACGCCGUGGGCCGCCAUUUUGGAACCGCCGAUAGUAGCUUUAUUUUUUUUUGUUUAUGUUGGUAGUGCUACGAAAUGGACAAGCGAGAACACUCUGCCACACCUAGCUUUUUUUCGUCAUUUGAAAGUUCGCCGCAGCGAACAUUUUACUUUAUAUUUCAGACAGAAGUCCGAAAUUGUGCGCCGUGUAAGAAAUAGUGUAUCAAAAAUUCGAAAUCUAGGUACUUUCAAAUCUCUGGACGACAGUAUAAACUGCAAACAACAGUGAAGCAUAUGAUAUAAUGAGUCAACACAAGCCGAGUUCGGUAGUUUAGAUGCUAAUUGUCAUCAAUAAAUGGUUGCUUAGUUGACCAGCGAUAAUGAUCAUGCGAAAAAAACAGCAUCCACUGAAGAAGCAAAUACCGUUAAAUAGUCAAUAGAUUUAUUUUUUUAAUUAUAUCGCCAUAGUAUUGUUAGAAACUAGGUUCAAAUUACAUCUUGCUGUAUAAGUGAGGUAUCUUGGAAACUUUCCGUGCUAGAUAGACUGGAAUAACAAAAUGACGAAUUCUGAUCAACUUGAACAAUGAAAUAACUAGCAAGUAUGAUGCCGACUGGAAACCAUGGUGUCAAUUGACAACAUUGCUGUUAAUUGACUAUUAUGGCAGCUGUUGAUUUCCACUUGAUCAAUUCCGUGACUUCCUGGUAAGGUCAUUACUGAACAACACACAGGGUAAUUUUUCCUUCACUUAAUUGUAUGCAUCUAGCUUAAACUAGUGUAUAUGACUUAAGUGUUGUGUCUUCCCUCCAUUAUCUGCCAUUCCUCCGAGAUCUUUUACAAAUUUCAUCAUGUCUUUUGGGAACAUUUCGUCUUCUCUCUUAUUCCAGUCUGGCAAAAGGUAAGCACUUUGUCUAGCUAAAGACGGUUCAGGCUGUCAAAUGGCUUAUCUGACCGAACAUUGGCGUCGGUUCCGUCCCGAAAACAGAUCAAAACAACCAUAUUGUGUUCGGCUAAGGGUGCGUUCGGUCAGAUGGCGUUAUUUGACACAUACAGUUGCCAGUUGAAAUUUCGUCGUUUUUAUGGAAAGUAAUCUUUUGUAAAUAUUCGUACCCCCACAGCUGUGUGGGCGGUCUGGUUUUAAGUUUAGUAGCAAUCGUAGAAUAGUCGUUAAGGAUUUCGAUUCUGGAAUUAUGACUCUAAUUAGUUCUGAAAUCGUUUCGAAUUACUUUCACAUCUUCUACCUACAACACCGAAGCAACAAUAAAGUUGAUUAUCGAAUAGAAACUGGAUUUUUAUUUGUUCGACAUUAUGCCACUAAAUAUGUUCAUUCCAUGCUUUCGUUCCUGCUAUAAAAAAAUAACGAAACAUCAAAGCAGUGCUGCCAGAUAUCUGUUUUUGUCGUAUAACAAGCUAGUCAGUAUAACUUAUUAUACCGAUGGAAAACGCAGUAAGUGUCGUUUACCAUGACAUGGUACAGAACGAAGAAAACUAAUGUCUGCUAAAAUCUUUAUAAAUACUAGGAUGCUAAGGGAAUUCGGAUAAAGGGUUUCUACUAGCGGCACCGGACUGUGAGUGAAAAAAAAGUGAUUGAUAGUCGUCAAAACGGUGUCAAUAUACCGACGACAAUGAAGCCUUUUUGUUCACCAGUCGUAAUUCUCCUUCCUGAAAAGGAUCCACACCUACGUUAAAACUACUAGUAGCUAGUGAGCACUCCACCAAUUAUAGCUGAAUUUUUCACCUUGCCUUUGACAAAUUGAUAAUAAGUUCCAUUCUUCAGUCCGAAAGAGCUACGCUCUAAAAGCAAGUAAAAGAGUCAUUAUAUUUUAUCAAUUGGGAUUGAUUUUUGAAGAAAACGAAGAAAAAAUGGUAGAGUUUUAAGAUUUAAAAUAGUGUUAUGUAAGAAAAAAAAAUAUUUAAAAAAAUAAACGAAAGAAUAUACUGCUUUAUACGCUGAUAAAAUCGAACUAUUAAUAAUACAAUGUUAGAGAUUAAUGAAAGAUUGUUUGGAGAUAAAACCAUAAAAAUUACAAUUACGAACUUGUAGGGCUAAGAUAAAACAUAAGAAAAAAAAUUAAAAAUUAAAAGAGUCACUCACUAUCAAAUUUAUUUUCCAUUGAGUCGAAAUGUGGGGCCCUGGAGUGCUGACUUGCUUGGUUCAUUUGUGACGACCAAGCGCAGACCAAUCCAGGCCUAGGUACUAGAUUUUCCCGUUUUCCGUGAGCCGAGCACCGGAAACAGCUCGGUUUCAUUCAUCCAGUCGGCCUACUUCAAUCGCAACAUUAAAAUCAAAAUACUGUACGUGGAUUUUAUAAUGUCCAGAUAUUUUCCGUUCACGUAUCCCUUGAUCUAACGAAAAUAAACGUAUGAUACCGUGUACCCCCGUUGGUUUGACAUGAUCUAAUCUGUCCCCUCUGUAAUUCUGCACAUCGUUCAAAUUAGAAUGGCUCAAACGUCAUUCUGCGCAUGGAACGAGGUGAAACCGAACGAAGAAUAAAAAAAAAUAAGCAAAGAAGGUUACCAGAAUAAUAUUUUUCAAAAGUUCAUAGGGUUACUCAAAGUUGCCGCCCAAAAUAACGGGGAUACACGGUAUCAAUAAAAGAAGUGACAGGAUGAGCUGCCAUCUUUGAAUGGACGUAGAUAUUUACUAAAAAUCAUGGAGACGAAAGCUCUCGGAAAUUCCAAUAACGAACAUACUCAAAUUUGAAAAAAAAAGAAAAUGGUUGCACACAAUUUUAAGGAAAAUAAAUAAUGAACAAUUGGUUUUUAGUUCUACGAAACUACC
This is a messenger RNA of Aedes albopictus (Asian tiger mosquito), 3540 nucleotides long. RefSeq lists its product as uncharacterized. Gene Ontology annotation, biological process: sleep; positive regulation of voltage-gated potassium channel activity; regulation of synaptic transmission, cholinergic. Lineage: Eukaryota; Metazoa; Arthropoda; Insecta; Diptera; Culicidae. Bases 329 to 757 code for a protein of 142 amino acids. The transcript has 5 exons. The record is from RefSeq and is a predicted model, not a curated record.